Mandrillus leucophaeus (drill) is the source of this 5966-nucleotide messenger RNA. RefSeq names its product myosin, heavy chain 13, skeletal muscle (gene MYH13). The record is from RefSeq and is a predicted model, not a curated record. Gene Ontology annotation, molecular function: actin filament binding; cytoskeletal motor activity; ATP binding. Bases 1 to 5724 code for a protein of 1907 amino acids. Gene Ontology annotation, cellular component: myosin complex. The transcript is spliced from 39 exons. NCBI's taxonomy places the organism in Eukaryota, Metazoa, Chordata, Mammalia, Primates, Cercopithecidae.
AUGAGCUCUGAUGCAGAAAUGGCCAUUUUUGGAGAAGCAGCUCCCUACCUCCGGAAACCAGAGAAGGAGAGAAUCGAGGCUCAGAAUCGUCCAUUCGAUUCCAAGAAAGCCUGCUUUGUAGCAGAUGAUAAGGAAAUGUAUGUGAAAGGCAUGAUCCAGAGUAGGGAAAAUGACAAAGUCAUAGUCAAGACCCUCGAUGACCGGACGCUCACUCUGAACAAUGACCAGGUCUUCCCCAUGAACCCUCCCAAAUUUGACAAGAUCGAGGAUAUGGCCAUGAUGACUCACCUGCAUGAACCUGCCGUGCUGUACAACCUCAAAGAGCGCUACGCAGCCUGGAUGAUCUACACCUACUCAGGCCUCUUCUGUGUCACCGUCAACCCCUACAAGUGGCUGCCGGUGUACAACCCCGAGGUGGUGGCUGCCUACAGAGGCAAAAAGCGCCAGGAGGCUCCACCUCACAUCUUCUCCAUCUCUGACAAUGCUUAUCAGUUUAUGCUGACUGAUCGAGACAACCAGUCUAUCCUCAUCACCGGAGAAUCCGGGGCUGGGAAGACUGUGAACACCAAGCGUGUCAUCCAGUAUUUUGCAACAAUUGCAGUUACUGGGGACAAGAAGAAGGAGACACAGCCAGGCAAAAUGCAGGGAACCCUGGAGGAUCAGAUCAUCCAAGCCAACCCGCUGCUGGAGGCCUUUGGAAAUGCCAAGACUGUGAGGAAUGACAACUCCUCAAGAUUUGGGAAGUUCAUUCGGAUUCAUUUUGGAGCCACAGGAAAGCUGGCAUCGGCAGACAUCGAAACCUAUCUGUUAGAAAAAUCCAGAGUGACAUUUCAAUUAUCCAGUGAGAGAAGCUAUCAUAUUUUCUACCAAAUUUUGUCAAACAAGAAGCCAGAACUAAUUGACUUGCUUCUGAUCUCCACCAACCCCUUUGACUUCCCCUUCGUGAGCCAAGGAGAAGUCACAGUGGCCAGUAUCGAUGACAGUGAAGAACUGCUGGCGACCGAUAAUGCCAUUGACAUCCUGGGCUUCAGCUCAGAGGAGAAAGUUGGGAUCUACAAACUGACGGGAGCCGUGAUGCAUUACGGGAACAUGAAGUUCAAGCAGAAGCAGCGUGAGGAGCAGGCGGAGCCGGACGGCACCGAAGUGGCUGACAAAGCCGGAUACCUGAUGGGACUCAAUUCUGCAGAAAUGCUGAAGGGCCUGUGCUGUCCAAGGGUGAAGGUUGGGAAUGAAUAUGUCACUAAAGGGCAAAAUGUCCAGCAGGUGACCAACUCGGUGGGUGCUCUGGCCAAAGCUGUCUACGAGAAGAUGUUCCUGUGGAUGGUCACCCGCAUCAACCAGCAGCUGGACACCAAGCAGCCCAGGCAGUACUUCAUCGGGGUCUUGGACAUUGCUGGCUUUGAGAUCUUUGAUUUCAACAGCCUGGAGCAGCUGUGCAUCAACUUCACCAACGAGAAACUGCAACAGUUUUUCAACCACCACAUGUUCGUGCUGGAGCAGGAGGAGUACAAGAAGGAAGGCAUCGAGUGGGAGUUCAUUGACUUCGGGAUGGACCUGGCUGCCUGCAUCGAGCUCAUCGAGAAGCCUAUGGGCAUCUUCUCCAUCCUGGAAGAGGAGUGCAUGUUCCCCAAGGCAACAGACACCUCCUUCAAGAACAAGCUGUAUGACCAGCAUCUUGGAAAAUCCAACAACUUCCAGAAGCCCAAGCCUGCCAAAGGCAAGGCUGAGGCUCACUUCUCGCUGGUGCACUACGCCGGCACCGUGGACUACAACAUUGCCGGCUGGCUCGACAAGAACAAGGACCCCCUGAACGAGACUGUGGUGGGGCUGUACCAGAAGUCUUCGCUGAAGCUUCUCUCCUUCCUUUUUUCCAACUAUGCUGGUGCAGACACAGGCGACUCCGGGGGAAGCAAGAAGGGCGGGAAGAAGAAGGGCUCCUCUUUCCAGACUGUGUCGGCCGUGUUCAGGGAAAAUCUAAACAAAUUGAUGACUAACUUAAGGAGCACCCACCCUCACUUUGUACGAUGCCUGAUUCCCAAUGAGACCAAGACUCCUGGUGUGAUGGACCACUACUUGGUCAUGCACCAGCUGCGCUGUAACGGGGUCCUCGAGGGCAUCCGGAUUUGCAGAAAGGGAUUCCCUAGCCGGAUCCUCUAUGCUGACUUCAAGCAGCGGUACCGGAUCCUCAAUGCCAGUGCUAUCCCUGAAGGGCAGUUCAUUGAUAGCAAAAACGCCUCAGAGAAGCUCCUGAACUCCAUCGAUGUGGACCGGGAGCAGUUCAGGUUCGGCAACACCAAGGUGUUUUUCAAAGCUGGGCUCCUGGGGCUUCUGGAGGAGAUGAGAGACGAGAAGCUGGUGACGCUAAUGACGCGCACGCAGGCUGUGUGCAGGGGCUACCUGAUGCGGGUGGAGUUCAAGAAGAUGAUGGAGAGGAGAGCCAUAAUGGACCGCCAUUACGUAUGCGUCAGGAAUGACUCCCAGGCAUUGAGCUUGGUGAAGCAGAUGGAAGCCAGCACGGAGACGAAAAGAAUCUCAAGAAGGCAAAGAGAAGCCAGUGUUCAGGAAUCCAUAAGCUAUGUAAAUACAAAGCUGUGGAGGGAAACGGAAAAUCUGAUGGACGCUGAGGAACGGUGUGAAGGACUCAUCAAAAGCAAGAUCCUAUUGGAAGCAAAAGUCAAGGAGCUGACUGAGAGACUGGAAGAGGAAGAGGACAUGAAUUCUGAACUGGUUGCCAAGAAGAGGAAUCUGGAAGACAAAUGCUGCUCUCUCAAGAGAGACAUUGAUGACCUGGAGCUGACCUUGACGAAAGUUGAAAAGGAGAAGCAUGCCACAGAGAACAAGGUAAAGAAUCUCUCCGAAGAAAUGACAGCACUUGAAGAAAACAUUUCCAAAUUGACCAAAGAAAAGAAGUCUCUACAGGAGGCCCAUCAGCAAACACUGGAUGACCUUCAGGUUGAAGAAGAUAAAGUCAAUGGUCUAAUCAAAAUAAAUGCCAAGCUUGAACAGCAAACAGAUGAUCUUGAGGGUUCCUUAGAGCAGGAAAAGAAACUGCGGGCGGACCUGGAAAGGGCGAAGAGGAAGCUGGAAGGAGAUCUGAAAAUGUCCCAGGAAUCCAUUAUGGAUCUAGAAAAUGACAAGCAGCAAAUAGAAGAGAAAUUAAAAAAGAAGGAGUUUGAAAUCAGUCAGUUACAAGCCAAAAUAGAUGACGAACAAGUCCACAGUUUGCAGUUUCAAAAGAAGAUUAAAGAACUGCAGGCUCGCAUAGAAGAGCUGGAGGAGGAAACUGAAGCAGAACACACACUCAGAGCCAAGAUUGAGAAGCAGCGCUCAGAUCUGGCCCGGGAACUGGAAGAGAUCAGCGAGAGGCUGGAAGAAGCCAGUGGGGCCACUUCAGCCCAGAUUGAGAUGAACAAGAAGCGGGAGGCUGAGUUCCAGAAAAUGCGCAGGGACCUGGAGGAGGCCACCCUGCAGCACGAAGCCACGGCGGCCACCCUGAGGAAGAAGCAUGCGGAUAGUAUGGCUGAGCUUGGGGAGCAGAUUGACAACCUGCAGCGGGUGAAGCAGAAGCUGGAGAAGGAGAAGAGUGAGCUGAAGAUGGAGAUCGAUGACAUGGCCAGCAACAUCGAAGCCAUCUCCAAGUCAAAGAGUAACAUAGAAAGAACGUGCCGGACGGUAGAAGACCAAUUUAGUGAAAUCAAAGCCAAGGAUGAGCAACAGACACAGUUGAUCCAUGAUCUGAACAUGCAGAAAGCAAGACUACAGACCCAGAAUGGGGAGCUGAGCCACCAAGUGGAAGAGAAGGAAUCUCUGAUUUCACAGCUGACCAAAAGCAAGCAGGCCCUCACCCAGCAGCUGGAGGAGCUUAAGAGGCAAAUGGAAGAAGAAACGAAGGCCAAGAACGCCCUGGCACACGCCCUGCAGUCCUCCCGCCACGACUGUGACCUGCUGCGGGAACAGUAUGAGGAGGAACAGGAAGCCAAGGCCGAGCUGCAGAGGGCGCUGUCCAAGGCCAACAGUGAGGUUGCCCAGUGGAGGACCAAAUACGAGACGGACGCCAUUCAGCGCACAGAGGAGCUGGAGGAGGCCAAGAAAAAACUGGCCCAGAGGCUCCAGGAAGCAGAGGAGAACACGGAGACGGCGAACUCCAAGUGCGCAUCCUUGGAGAAAACCAAGCAGAGGCUGCAGGGAGAGGUGGAUGAUCUGAUGCUGGAUCUGGAGCGCUCCCACACCGCCUGUGCCACCCUGGACAAGAAGCAGAGGAACUUUGACAAGGUCCUCGCAGAGUGGAAGCAAAAGCUGGAUGAAAGCCAGGCUGAGUUGGAAGCUGCUCAGAAGGAGUCCAGGUCACUCAGCACCGAACUCUUCAAGAUGAGGAACGCCUACGAGGAGGUGGUGGACCAGUUAGAGACACUGAGGCGGGAGAACAAAAAUCUGCAAGAAGAGAUUUCCGACUUAACUGAGCAGAUUGCAGAAACUGGCAAGAAUCUUCAGGAAGUGGAAAAGACCAAGAAGCUAGUGGAGCAGGAAAAGUCAGAUCUGCAGGUCGCCUUAGAAGAAGUGGAGGGUUCCUUGGAACACGAGGAGAGCAAGAUCUUGCGCGUCCAGCUAGAGCUAAGCCAGGUGAAAUCCGAGCUAGACCGCAAGGUCAUUGAGAAGGAUGAAGAAAUCGAGCAGCUAAAAAGAAACAGCCAGCGGGCAACGGAGGCCAUGCAGAGCGUGCUGGAUGCUGAAAUCCGCAGCCGGAACGACGCCCUGAGAGUGAAGAAGAAGAUGGAGGGAGAUCUCAAUGAGAUGGAGAUUCAGCUGGGCCACUCCAACCGCCAGGUGGCAGAGACCCAGAAGCACCUGCGCACGGUCCAGGGCCAGCUCAAGGACUCCCAGCUGCAUCUGGACGACGCCCUGAGGAGCAAUGAGGACCUCAAGGAGCAGCUGGCCAUCGUGGAGCGCAGGAAUGGCCUCCUGCUGGAGGAGCUGGAGGAAAUGAAGGUGGCCCUGGAGCAAACCGAGCGGACCCGCAGGCUGUCGGAGCAGGAGCUGCUGGACGCCAGCGACCGCGUGCAGCUCCUGCACUCCCAGAACACGAGCCUGAUAAAUACCAAGAAAAAACUGGAGGCUGACAUAGCUCAGUGCCAGGCAGAAGUGGAGAACUCAAUCCAGGAGUCCAGGAACGCAGAGGAGAAGGCCAAGAAGGCCAUCACGGAUGCCGCCAUGAUGGCUGAGGAGCUGAAGAAGGAGCAGGACACCAGCGCCCACCUGGAGCGGAUGAAGAAGAACCUGGAGCAGACGGUGAAGGACCUGCAGCACCGUCUAGACGAGGCUGAGCAGCUGGCACUGAAGGGCGGGAAGAAGCAGAUCCAGAAAUUGGAGAACCGGGUGCGGGAGCUGGAAAAUGAGCUUGAUGUGGAACAGAAGAGGGGAGCUGAAGCCCUGAAGGGAGCCCACAAGUACGAACGCAAAGUGAAGGAGAUGACUUACCAGGCUGAGGAGGACCGCAAGAAUAUCCUCAGGCUCCAGGACCUGGUGGACAAGCUGCAGGCCAAAGUGAAGUCUUACAAGAGGCAGGCUGAGGAGGCGGAGGAACAGGCCAACACGCAGCUGUCCAGAUGCCGGAGAGUCCAACACGAGCUAGAGGAGGCCGCGGAGAGGGCGGACAUCGCCGAGUCCCAGGUCAACAAGCUGAGGGCCAAGAGCCGAGACGUGGGCGGCCAGAAGAUGGAAGAAUGAGGCUCACCUGAUGCUCGUUGCCAUGGGACACCUCAGAGAGAGUGGAGGGAAAAUGUGUGAGAAAUAAAUUCUCCUAAAUACUCGGAUUCCCGGCUCUGCUGUGUUUAUUAUCAUGGUCCAUUCCUCUUCCAUGAAGCUGAUAUUUAGAUUCUUGCUGCUCUAUUGUAAAUAUUAAAAAAGGGAUGUGAAAGUGGAGGAUCUUUGCUCCAAGUAGAAAACAUGGAAAUUCAAACCAUGGCCAG